AUGUCGGUGGCCAUUCAUCCAACGGUGCGGCAAGCAAAUGGAACGGCGGCAGCCGGCAUCAACGAGAGCACACCAGAAAGAGCGCAAACCGCGACGCGUUGCGACGCGCAGCAAGUGGCGUCUUCAGGUGUUGGUCUCAGCUCGACCGAGCUCGGAAAUUCGGACGAGUCUGUUGGCGGCCAUAAAUCGCAGCGCCCGCUCCGUGCUACACCAAGCGCCAGCCGCUCCUACAACGGUUGCCAGGACGCGAUUUGCCACCGCUGGUGUAGCAUGGCGCAGGCCUCGACCGCCAGUCGAAUCAGCCACCAUGCAGAUGCGCCGGACCGCCGACCCGCCAACCCGCCUAUCCGCCUCCCACCUCGGCGUCGUCGUUCGCAGCUGGCCGAGCGCCGUGCGUUUGCGCAGAUGGCCACGCAGCAGUGGCGCCCAUCGCCUCGCGCUGCUCCGCUCCGCUCUGCAGAAGUCAUGCGGCUCCUAGGUGCGGCGUGCCUGGUACCUUCGCAUGUGUCGCGCCAGCCGAGCAGGAACCCUGCGCUCUUCUCACAAACAUGGAGUGCUUCCUUGGUCGUGCUCCGUUGGACGGUCGAGGAGUUGUUCGAGGAAGAGCCGGGGAUCAGGGACUGA
Moesziomyces antarcticus is the source of this 624-nucleotide messenger RNA. RefSeq lists its product as uncharacterized. The coding region runs from base 1 to 624 and encodes 207 amino acids. The record is from RefSeq and is a predicted model, not a curated record. NCBI's taxonomy places the organism in Eukaryota, Fungi, Basidiomycota, Ustilaginomycetes, Ustilaginales, Ustilaginaceae. The transcript is spliced from 3 exons.